Molecule: messenger RNA, 1229 nt
Organism: Argiope bruennichi
Lineage: Eukaryota; Metazoa; Arthropoda; Arachnida; Araneae; Araneidae
Product: homeobox protein CDX-1-like
Exons: 3
Coding region: 127-1080 (317 amino acids)
Biological process (GO): embryo development; cell differentiation; regulation of transcription by RNA polymerase II
Cellular component (GO): nucleus
Molecular function (GO): RNA polymerase II transcription regulatory region sequence-specific DNA binding; DNA-binding transcription factor activity, RNA polymerase II-specific
Source: RefSeq, a predicted model, not a curated record
UUUACCAUGCGCAGAACAGAAUUCACACCCUCUUCCAAACAUAAAAACUGCGACUGCUAAAUUUCUGUUUUUCCACGCUAAACCCGUCUUGUGUAUUCCUUUCACCAAUGAUCCAUUCCGUGAGGCAUGGUUUCAACUUAUGAAAUGUUUUCACCUUCUACCAGACACCAAGCCGCAUAUGGCUUGUCUCAAAACUAUGGACAUCAAACUACCUAUGCUCAAUAUACGGACAGUAUAAAUUUUAAUUCCUGCAAUGCUCAGUCGAUCAUGGAAAACAGUAGCUACCCACAGAACUUUCAUAAUUCGUGGUCUCUGUAUGCUGUAUCUGCCAAUAACCAGCCGCGAUCCCACAUGGUUCCUCUGGAUGAAUGGAUGCCUUUGACAACAAAUCCUUGCAGUUAUCAGGGCCAAGGCAUCGUGCAAUUUCCUGCAGACAGCAAUACGGCAUACCACUAUCAGAGAAAUGGAUCUGAAAUGAGUCCGGCAGACUAUUCUCUUCAAAGUCCAGGACACAUGAGGGUACAAGAAAAAAUUGAGCAAGGUGUAGUUUCAACAGAGCCGCUUGAAAAUCCUAGCUCUGAAUCUGUGGUUGCUGUGUCAAGCGAUGGUAUGAGUGGCACUGAUUCACCUGUUAAUAUGCCCCUGCAUGUUAAUCAAAGUGGGAACGGUUUAUUUAGGCCACAACCUGCAAGAAGUCCAUUUGAAUGGAUAAGGAAAACAUCUUACCAGCAGUCUCAACCAAAUCCAGGUGAAACUCAAAAUGAAGUAAAUGAUUGCAAUUAUACCCGUUCAGGCAGGACAAGAACCAAAGAUAAGUACAGAAUAGUUUACACAGAUCACCAACGAUUGGAACUAGAAAAAGAAUUCCACUACAGUAGGUACAUCACCAUAAGAAGAAAAGUAGAAUUAGCGUCCUCAUUGAAUUUAUCAGAGAGGCAAAUCAAAAUCUGGUUCCAAAACCGCAGGGCGAAAGAUAGGAGGCAGGCGAAAAAGAGGGAAGAGUUGAUGUUGAAAAACAAGGAUACUCCAGUUGUGUACCAGCAGUCAAAUAUAAGUUUAGGAAAUUUGAGUAUUUAUUGAUUUUGGUGGCAUGGCAGUGACACGAAUCUUAUACGAACAAGAUCUCACAAGAAAAUACGAAAGUUGCAUCAUAAUUCUAGUUGAUGUUCUUUAGCAAAAUAGAAUUAUAAUUCUAGUUCAGCAUCUUUUGCAAACAAAAAUAAAACAUG